Messenger RNA from Galleria mellonella (greater wax moth), 1649 nucleotides. RefSeq lists its product as uncharacterized. The transcript has a single exon. NCBI's taxonomy places the organism in Eukaryota, Metazoa, Arthropoda, Insecta, Lepidoptera, Pyralidae. The coding region runs from base 2 to 892 and encodes 296 amino acids. The record is from RefSeq and is a predicted model, not a curated record.
UAUGAAAAAUAAAACAAUUAAUCCUCGUUCUGUUCAACUACCCUGUGGUAUUCAAUGUAGACUCAAAUGCUGUAAAAAGAUAACUGCAGAUCAAAGACAAACAAUUUUUGAUAUGUAUUGGAAUCUCGGCCAGGUUGAUGCUCAAAGAUCAUUCAUUAUGUCUUGUAUGACUAAUAUAAACCCAAAAUAUAAAUAUACAAAUGCUAGUAAUCCAAGAAAUUGCAAUAAAGCUUUCCAUUUCGUAGUAGAAGGGCAGUCUGUUCGAGUCUGUAAAACGUUUUUUAUAAAAACCUUAGAUAUUUCUGAUCGUGUUAUACGAACUGUCAGAAGCAAAAUAGAUGAACAUGGAAUUCUAGCACAAGAUCUGAGAGGACAGCACAACAACCAUGCAAGAGUUGAUAAACAACUACUAAACGAUAUUAAAGAGUUUAUAGAUUCGAUACCAAGAAUUGAAUCCCAUUACAUUAGGCAAUAUUCUACUCGUGAGUAUAUUGAUGGCGGGAAAACAAUUUCAGAUCUUUUCAGAGACUUUAAAGUAGCUCAAAAUGAAAAUAACAAAGCAGCUGGUAGAUAUUGUACAUUUUAUAAAGUAUUUACACAAGAUUAUAAUAUAUCAUUUUUUCGUCCCAAAAAAGAUCAAUGCGAUUUAUGUUUGCAAUAUAAUAACACGACGCUUCAGCAAAAAGUAUUACUUAAUGAUUUGUACAAUGCCCAUUUAGAAGAAAAAACAUUGAGCCGCCAAGAAAAAUAUAAUGAUCGCUGCAAAAUAGAUGAUGGAAAUAAAGUUCUUGUGUUUGAUCUACAAGCUGUUUUGCAAUCUCCUAGAGGAAAUAAUGCAGCAUUUUAUUACAAAUCAAAAUUUGAAAAAACUUCAAGAAGAUUGGGGUGUUAACUUUAAUAAAAGUAAAAACGGGACUACUGUUUUAUGGAAUGACAUAAAGGUGAUAAUGGUGAAAAAAGAUACACCUUUUUCAUUUUUCAUUAAAACUUCGUACAAACAUAACGUAUACCAGGAAGUAAGCAUCAGAAAUACAAGGAAGAAAAUGCUUCCUCUGCUUCUAAUUAAACCAACUAAUGCCUACAUACAAAAGAAAGAGCUAAGUGAGAACAAAAAGAAAGAUCUGAGAGAGCUUUUAUCAAAAAAAAUUAUUCCAAAUUUUUAUUUAGAUUUUUAUAACUCUAUUCUUUAAUAGUGUACCCACCUUAUAAUUAAUAAAUUAACUUAAGAUUAAUAAAACAAUGAUUACAUACCAAAGUUAUUUAAAAAAAUCUAAAAAGUUUAAUUAUGUUUUCUUUAUAAGUUUUGAUUUUGUUUUAUAGUAAUUUAACUAAACUUGAUUAAUACAUUGAUUUAUUUUAUAGGUUUAAUAACCAAAGUGUGUAUAUUUUUUAAGUUUGUUAAAACUUUUAUGUUCUAAUAUAGAAAUUUUGUUUUAUAAUUUCAAUUCAAACAAGCAAUUCUAUUGCUUUUUUUUGCAUUAUUUUUAUGUUGAUUUAUAGAACCAAUAAAUAAAAUUGAGACGUCAAAUUUGUUAUUUGUAUGUGCUACUGAUAAAGAAUAUUGCAAUAAAAGUUUAUUAUUUAUAUUAAUGUCUUUUAAUAAUUUGAAAAUGGCUGGUAUUAAGUUUAUCGACAGUCUGCUAAUUUGA